Messenger RNA from Liolophura sinensis, 842 nucleotides. RefSeq names its product leucine-rich repeat-containing protein 57-like. Gene Ontology annotation, cellular component: cytoplasm. The record is from RefSeq and is a predicted model, not a curated record. Gene Ontology annotation, molecular function: protein binding. The transcript has 5 exons. Bases 37 to 753 code for a protein of 238 amino acids. Lineage: Eukaryota; Metazoa; Mollusca; Polyplacophora; Chitonida; Chitonidae.
AUUUUUGACAGAUGCCUCACAGGUAGAAGGGUUAUCAUGGGAAAUUCAAAUGUAAAGCAGCAUCUUGACACUGCCGAAAAGACCGGAGCAUGUCAGCUAUCUAAAUCAGGUUUGAAAGAGUUUCCAGAGGAUCUGAGUCGGCUGACAAAGAACUUAAGGACCCUUGAUUUGUCAGAGAAUAAAAUAUUACUAAUUCCAUUGACUAUUGGCAACUAUGCUCAGCUCAAAAGCUUUUCAAUGGCUGAUAACAAACUCAGUAACUUACCAGAAGAAAUGGGAAAUCUAACAAAAUUGGAAACUCUGAACCUUGAGAGAAACAGUAUUACAACCUUGCCAAAUUCUUUCUCUAAAUUAAAACAUUUGAGAAAUAUCAAUCUCUCUGGAAAUCGUCUGUUAAAAUUCCCCUCUCAACUUUGUGGUCUUACUAAUUUAGAUUUAGUUGACCUAUCCCGCAAUAAAAUCACACAAGUGUCAGAAGAUGUUAAGGAUCUUCAUACCAUUGAGCUCAAUUUAAAUCAAAACCAGAUUUCCAGUUUACCUGAGUCUAUCGCUGACUGCCCCCGCCUGAAGGUAUUGAGGGUAGAGGAGAACUGCCUGGAGGUGACUGCCUUCACCCCAAAGAUUAUGAGAGACUCCCAAAUAGCCCUGCUGGCAGUUGAGGGAAAUGUGUUUGACUUGAAGGCAUUCCACAAUUUGGAGGGAUAUGAUGAUUACAUGGAGAGGUUCACAGCCACAAAGAAGAAGUUCAACUGAUUAUAGAAAUUCAGCCUUGUAUGUAUUCACAAAGACUCGAAAAUCAACCUUAAUAUCUGGGCUUUUUGCACUCACCACAUAUAUACUCU